UUUUUCAAACAAAAACACGUAACUCGCUUUAAUCCUCGUGUCUCAUUGGAUAUAUACAGGCCUAGGUAACAGCAUUAACAUCAACCAUCGACGCACAAACAAUAGAAGCCUAAACUAAUAGAAGCCUAAACUAUGGAUCAGCUAAAGCCAAGGCCACCAAAUUCAACUCCUCUUACUCCUCUUACCUUCUUAGAAAGAGCUGCCACCAUCUAUGCCGAUUGCCCUUCCGUUGUUUACAACAAUAUUACUCACACAUGGUCCCUAACCCAUACCCGCUGCCUCAAAGUUGCUUCCUCAAUUGCCUCUCUUGGUAUCAAUAGAGGUGAUGUCGUGUCAGUUGUCGCCCCUAAUAUACCCGCCAUGUACGAGCUCCACUUUGCAGCUCCGAUGGCGGGUGCAGUCCUUAACACUAUCAAUAUUCGUCUCGAUGCUCGCACUAUCUCUAUCCUCCUAUGUCACAGCGAAUCAAAACUCGUAUUUGUCGAUUGUCAGUCAAAAUCCCUAGUUCUUGAAGCAAUAUCCUUUUUUCCGCCGAAAUCCAACCGUCCACUCCUAGUUCUCAUCGAAGAUGACGAAUUCCCAACUCCACAAACCAGUGAAUUCAUGAGCACGUAUGAGAAAUUAGUGGAAAAAGGGGAUUCGGGUUUCAGUUGGGUUCGACCCAAAAGUGAAUUUGAUCCAAUUGUGAUGAAUUACACUUCUGGUACAACCUCUGCCCCAAAAGGAGUGGUUCAUAGCCACAGAGGAAUUUUCAUUAUUUCAUUGGACUCUUUACAACAAUGGCUUGUUCCAAAACAGCCCGUUUAUUUAUGGACACUUCCUAUGUUUCAUGCUAACGGCUGGAGCUAUCCUUGGGGCAUGGCUGUAGUUGGUGGAACUAAUAUCUGUUUGAGAAAAUUCGACGCGAAAAUCAUUUACGACUCGAUCAAAAAACACAACGUUACUCAUAUUUGUGCUGCUCCUGUGGUACUCAACAUGUUGUCAAAUUCCCCUGAUAGCAAGCCCUUAAAACACUCUGUUUAUAUUAUGACUGCAGGAUCUCCACCCCCUGCAGCUGUCCUGUUUCGAACAGAGUCGUUAGGAUUUGUAGUGCACCACGGAUAUGGGCUAACAGAAACUGGCGGGCUAGUAGUUUCUUGUACGUGGAAAAAUCACUGGAAUAAAUUGCCUGCAGAGGAAAGAGCGAGGUUGAAAUCAAGACAAGGUGUGAGGACUAUAGGGAUGACUGAAGUGGACGUGGUGGAUCCAGAAUCUGGAGUCAGUGUGAAACGCGAUGGUACGACGUUAGGUGAAAUUGUCCUAAAGGGUGGUUGUAUUAUGUUAGGGUACCUUAAAGACCCCGAGGGAACAUCAAAAUGUUUGAAAGAUGAUGGUUGGUUUUACACGGGGGAUGUUGCGGUUAUGCACGCUGAUGGGUACUUAGAAAUUAAAGACAGGUCAAAGGAUGUGAUUAUAAGUGGUGGUGAGAAUUUGAGCAGUGUGGAAGUAGAGUCAGUGUUGUACACACAUCCAGCAAUUAAUGAGGCAGCAGUUGUGGCACGACCAGAUGAAUUUUGGGGUGAAACUCCGUGUGCAUUUGUCAGCUUGAAUGGAAAAGAAAAGGCAAGUGAGAAGGAUAUUAUAGAGUUUUGUAGAGCCAAAUUACCACAUUAUAUGGUGCCAAAGACUGUGAUUUUCAAACAAGAGCUUCCAAAGACUUCAACUGGGAAAAUUCAGAAGUUUGUGCUUAGAGAUAUAGCUAAAAGUAUGGGGAAAACUGGCAGCUUGAUCAAGAUGAGCAAAAUGUAAAGAUGAGUUAACUCGGCCUGGUUGUGUCCAUGACUAGGUUGAACUCAUUUUGAUAUAUACCAAGUGUUUAUCAAACAAAACUUUGCAUCUUUUUUCUUUCUUUUUUUUUUCUUUUUCUUUUUUAGUAUGUGGACAAAACCAAUAAAAAACAAGAAAUAUGAAUGUGGACACUUGCCUAUGGUUGUUAAAUUGUUAGUGUCAUGAUGUGAUGGUUUAAAUAAUUUAUUAUUUACUGCUCCAGGUUUCCAGUUUCUAUACGACCUUGUGGA
Messenger RNA from Nicotiana attenuata, 2057 nucleotides. Its product is annotated as probable acyl-activating enzyme 6. The record is from RefSeq and is a predicted model, not a curated record. The transcript has a single exon. Lineage: Eukaryota; Viridiplantae; Streptophyta; Magnoliopsida; Solanales; Solanaceae. The coding region runs from base 133 to 1788 and encodes 551 amino acids.